This is a messenger RNA of Carica papaya (papaya), 1785 nucleotides long. It is a transcript of the gene AGK2, whose product is annotated as guanylate kinase. The record is from RefSeq and is a predicted model, not a curated record. Gene Ontology annotation, cellular component: cytosol. Gene Ontology annotation, biological process: purine nucleotide metabolic process. NCBI's taxonomy places the organism in Eukaryota, Viridiplantae, Streptophyta, Magnoliopsida, Brassicales, Caricaceae. Gene Ontology annotation, molecular function: GMP kinase activity.
AAUCCUCAAUCAACCCUUUUCUGGGCUCUAUAAGUUUCAUUACUUGCGCUGGGCUCUAUAAAAAAAACUUGGCGUUAGGAAAAAGCGGGUGUUUUUUGUUUUUUUUCUUUUGCAGAAAUCUGCUCAUUGUAUUCAAGGUUGGAUAAUUUUUUUGGAGGCAUAGAUUCUCCAUGGGAGAAGCCCCAGCUUGCUUGGUUGAUGAUCUGCAGAAUGGAUUCUCAAAUGGGUUUGGUUCAAAGUCCAAACACCUUGAAUCAUCUGUUGUCAUCGGGGAUAAAGAGUAUAUUAUUGGUAGGACGGAUAAUGAAUCGACAUUAUCGAUUGGAGUCAAAAUUUUUGUUAGAUCUAAGGGGCAAUGGGUAACUCCUAUUGUGCUUGGAGCAAAACCCAAGUUGUCUAAGGACCAUUCGGCUGUUCUUGUGAAGGAAGAUCGUAUCUUGGUUAUUAAAAAGGGUUCUACUUCAGAUGACUGCAUUUGGUUUCUGGAGAUUGACACAGGGUAUGUAAGGGAGCAGAAGAAAAUAUUAGGCACUGAGGUGGUUGCAUGGAGUAAGGGUGUGCGGGGCAAUGCUGAGAAGCCAGUUGUCAUAAGUGGUCCUUCGGGGGUAGGUAAGGGCACGCUAAUAGCGAUGCUCAUGAAGGAAUUCCCAACCAUGUUUGGAUUCUCGGUGAGCCACACAACCAGAGCUCCACGAGGCAUGGAAAAGGACGGGAUCCAUUACCACUUCACAGAGCGAAGUGUCAUGGAGGCAGAGAUAAAAGAUGGGAAGUUCCUUGAAUUUGCUUCAGUUCACGGAAAUCUUUAUGGAACCAGCAUUGAGGCUGUUGAGGUGGUAGCAGAUUCUGGAAAGAGAUGCAUUCUUGACAUUGAUGUUCAAGGGGCAAGGUCCGUGAGGGCUAGUUCACUCGAAGCUGUUUUUAUCUUUGUCUGUCCACCAUCAAUGAAUGAGCUCGAAAAGCGUCUUCGUGCUAGGGGAACCGAGACAGAAGAACAGAUUUUAAAGCGACUGCGAAAUGCUGAGGCAGAAAUCGAGCAGGGAAAAUCUUCAGGAAUCUUUGAUCAUAUUCUGUACAAUGAUAAUCUUGAAGACUGUUAUGAGAACCUUAAGAAAAUCUUGGGACUUGACAGAAACAUGCCUGUUGAUGAUUCAUCACCGAAAGGGAUUGAUCUGCCCGAAGAGCACUCGGUUUCAAAAUUGGAUAACAAAAUCCUCAUAAAUUGUGGGACUUCAGAACUUGGAAAAGCUUCAAAGAACUUAAUUGUAUUGGACGUAUCAUCGCCGAGCGGGGGAGCACCCGGACGGACAAGGGGGCUUAAGGUGUAUUCUGUUGAUUCAUUUUCCGAUGGCCUGAAUGGAAUCGACAGUUUAAGCUAACGGCUACUACCCCUUACCCGACUAACGCGCAUCCUAGUUUCUAAUACUCAUCUCCGAGCAAACAGCGCGAGAAAGAUCCGGUGGCGGUGGUGAUUUUAAUUCGUUAAGUAGGAUUAUCAUUUUUCUCGCGAACAUUCUUUGCAUCUUCAUGUUCUUCUCUUCGGCGAAAAGAGAAGAAAAACAAACACGAAAAACAAACACAACUACGAUUCGGUAUUUAGACAAAUUAUGGUUUCCCUAGAGAGGGGCAAUGAAAGAGAUGAUUCGAAAAUUUCUUCGGCUACUAGAAAAUUCUCCUGCAUGCACAAUUCUGUUCUUUAGUAAACUGUAUUAGAAUGUCAGAACAUAUGCAGCCAGCCGGGGACAACUAUAAGUUGAUAUAAGUGCUAUUUUAUACGUUUUUAGCUCC